GGUACCAGCCAUCCGGGCAGUGCUUGAGCUGCAGAAACAGACCAGCCCUCGACAGACCUCUGGCCUGACCCUCCCCAGUGGCCUUCUCUUUAUUAGCUGUUUCUGCAUCAAAUACUUUCAGCUGCACCUCCCUGCAGGGUGGGGCACUCAGCACAGGCAGAACCCCCAGUGACCCUACACCCCAGGCCUGCUGCCACUGCUGCCUGUCGCUUCAGGAUGAAAGGGGAGACCCCUGUGAACAGCACAAUGAGUAUUGGGCAAGCCCGCAAGAUGGUGGAACAGCUUAAGAUCGAAGCCAGCUUGUGCCGGAUAAAGGUGUCCAAGGCAGCAGCAGACCUGAUGACUUACUGUGAUGCCCACGCCUGUGAGGAUCCCCUCAUCACCCCUGUGCCCACUUCGGAGAAUCCCUUCCGGGAGAAGAAGUUCUUCUGUGCCCUCCUCUGAGAGGCCCUGUCACUCCUCACAACUCCUCACCGUUCCCUCUCCUGGGCCCUUCUUUAGGUCUGUAACUGACAUGAGCCCUUGAGGGUUCCCGAACCCCAUUUCUAACCCUUGCCCAACCUGUGAGGUUAUCUGAAGCACAAAGCCCUCCCUCCCCUAUCUGUCGACCCCAUUUCUCGCCCACUGUGGCCAACCCUCGGCGCCGCGUGACUUGGGGCACCCUUUGCUCCACCCACACAAGGGCCCUGGCAGACUGUGCCAACGUCCUGCCCGCUUCCCUCUGUGACCCGCUCUGACAAUGGAGAGAGGGGUGGGCUGGGUGCUUGCUGUCAAUCUCACCUGGAGCUAUGGAAAGGGUAAAGCCAUUUGAAGAAUAAAGUUAUCCAGAGCCUCAGA
Molecule: messenger RNA, 837 nt
Organism: Galeopterus variegatus (Sunda flying lemur)
Lineage: Eukaryota; Metazoa; Chordata; Mammalia; Dermoptera; Cynocephalidae
Gene: GNG3
Product: guanine nucleotide binding protein (G protein), gamma 3
Exons: 4
Coding region: 217-444 (75 amino acids)
Biological process (GO): G protein-coupled receptor signaling pathway
Cellular component (GO): heterotrimeric G-protein complex
Molecular function (GO): G-protein beta-subunit binding
Source: RefSeq, a predicted model, not a curated record